CGAUUUGGCAAGCGGCAUUUUGCGUAACUGUAGAAUUGUAUCUCGUCCAAAAUAGUUUUAAUACAGUAUUAUGAGUAUAUACUGAAGGGUCGAUACAAUGCGUAAACGUUCCGAUUAGAUUAUUAGAAAGAUUUUUAACAUCUAUUAACUAUAAAUAAUAACUAGGCCUAGCGACGCAGAAAUGUAAUCUGCUUCCCUAUUUGGCAGAACUUUAUCGUUGUUGUGAAUCAACUUGUUGUGGGCAAGGGAGUGCCGAGUGGGGACAAAGGUCGUGCGACGUGCACACUCCAGUUUUGCACACACUCAUUGCUCGUUGACAAUCAUGGCGGGCAGCUGGAAAUGUCAUGCAUUAAUUACCUGCACUGUGGUAUUCAGCUGUAUAUGUACAGCUGCGAGUUUGGACUGCUACGAAUGCAAAUGGGCGCAGGCAGAGGGCGGUGUGAUCACUGGUGACGCUGGGUGCGAGGAUGACUUUGCUCUCGACGACAACGUGUACUAUAUCAAGCGAGGAUGUACAUCCUGUAUGAAGAUAAAAACACUGAUAGACCUUGAGCAGGUCGAGAUAACACGAUCGUGUCACACGCUCACCUACCAGGGCAACUACUGCAACGAGGAGAGGCGAGACUUCGACACCAGCAUCUGGACAUGCUACUGCUCACUGGAUAAUAAUUGCAACUCUGCACCAUCACUGCAAGGUGGCGCCCUCGUGUGGAUGGUCACAGCAGCCUUGAGUGGACUGCUUAUGAUGCUUCUGGCUUAGUAAAUUAGUACCUGCUAGGCACUGGUGUGAGCCACAUAGGCCAUAUUUGUAUGAAACUUUGUCGGUCAUGACAGAGCCUGUGUCGGGAGAGCUCUGUUGUGUAAGCGUUGUGUAUAUAAUUGAUUUUAUACCGUAUAUUCGUAGAAGGUCAAUGUACCUUACAAAUCACGAUUGAAUGAUGAACAGCCCAGUUAUUGUUAAAAGUAAAUAUAUAUCUAUGUAUCAAUUUCCCAAGCUCUGCAGAUGAUUGAAACUCCACUGAAUUUUUUUAGACCAGAGACUUACUUGCAUGUCAAGAUUACCAUACGAAAGUCUCACAUUUAUAAUGUAAAUGUUGAAUUUCUCUUCCUGUACUUAUGAGUAGACCUAGUAUCAAUAUAAUAAGAUGUUUGUAUAAUUGCAAGCAUAGAGUUAGGUGAGUACGGUCUUUGUUUCUGUAAUUUUGUAUCACGUUUUUUUACCUAAAUGACAGUAAUAAAAUAAAUUAUUCCUAA
Molecule: messenger RNA, 1254 nt
Organism: Priapulus caudatus
Lineage: Eukaryota; Metazoa; Priapulida; Priapulimorpha; Priapulimorphida; Priapulidae
Exons: 3
Coding region: 323-760 (145 amino acids)
Biological process (GO): sleep; positive regulation of voltage-gated potassium channel activity; regulation of synaptic transmission, cholinergic
Source: RefSeq, a predicted model, not a curated record